AUGGAUAUUCCUGAUGAACAAAAAGUUAAAAAUUAUCACAUUUUUUUAGAGGUUAGCAGAGAAUUACCACAUGUAGAAAUUUCAUUAUUAUUUGAUUUAAUUUCAUCAUUCCAUAAUUCUUCGGAUUUAAUAAGUUUUUUAAAGGGUGAUGACUCUAACUACCAGCAAUCAAAUACAAAUAGCAGAUCAAAUACUACAACAACAACAACAACAACUACUACUACCAAUAAUAGUAAUAAUAAUAAUAAUAAUAAUCAUAAAGUUAGAAAAAUUCAUAACCCAGUUUUGGAUGCUGUAGGUUCAAAUCAAUAUUCAAAUGAGAGUAGUUACGUACGAGAAGAAAUAAUAAAUGAAAUAUUAGAAUGGGGACCAUUUCAAGUAUGUGAAUGGUUAAAAAAUAAUAAUGUACUUGGAAGUCUUAUUCCAAUAUUUGGAAGUAUCGACAAGUCCGGUUUAGCACUAUUAGAAAUUGAUGAUAUAGAGGAAAAAUCUGAAAGAUAUGGAAUAUAUACUUUUGGUCUUAAAAAGAAUCUCAAAUACGAAAUGAACAGAACUUUGGGAAGAAAAAAUCCAAUCACAGAGAAUUUAAACAACAAAAAAAUUUUAGAUUUAAAUAUGGGCCAAGUUUCAGAAUUAUUACGUCAAAAUAAUUUAUCAACAUUAGUACAAACAUUUGAAGAAAACCAUAUCAAUGGUAUAGCAUUAUUAUAUUUGAAAAAUGAUAGUUUAGAUAUCAAUAGUACAGAAAUAUUCCAAAGAAAUACAAAUAUAUUAGGAGUUGAUUUUAGUUAUGCAGUUGCAGAUAUCAAAGUAGAUCAAGAUAUUUAUCUCUAUGAUUUGCUUACUUGUAGUAGUUUUAAAUGUCCAGAUACCAUAAAUUCAACUAUAGAUUGCUCUUGUGAUUAUACAGAAAAAGGUAAUUGUCCAAAGGUAAACCCAUUGUGUAACAAAGAAUGCCCUGACAAUGAAAACUAUCAGUGUGAUGGUGAUUGGAUAGUGCUGGAACAGAUGAAUAAAGAAUAUGAAUAUACAAUAAAUACAAAAACACAAUUCAGAUUUAAGGCAAAUGGCACUCAUUGUAAUGGUAUUAGUCUAAAGGUAACUUCUAUCAGUGGCUAUGGUUAUUCAUCAAUUGGUUCAAAUUUACUUUCACAAAACAUUAGAUCUAAUAAUGAGAGGGCUUACGGAGGUGAAGCAUUUCAAAGAAAUAUAAAUUUUAAUAUUUGCCCCAAUGACAAUAUUGAGUCGUUUCUUAAAAAACAACUAGAAUCGUGGACAACCGAUACUUAUUUUAUUGUAAUUGAACCAAUUGAAGGUUCUUUUACAUUUUCUUUAAUCAUCAACUCAAUAGAAAUUAAAGAUAGUGAUCCUUCUGCUGAACCAUGUCAAAUAAUCCAUCCAUCUCAUAGAUGUAUCAAUCUUAAUGAACAAAAUUUAUUAUAUAUCUCACGUCCAAUUUUUUUCACUCUUCAAAUAACCAAACCAGAUUAUUAUUAUAUUAGUUUACCAAACGUUGACUCUUUCUCUGUUCUUUAUAUUUCUGAUGACGAAAAUAAUAAAUACCCCGAUUUAUAUAACUCAACAUAUCAAUUAUUAGAACAAAGGGAAAAUAAACUAUUGUUAUAUUUAGAACCAAUAAAUAGUACACAUCCAUUAAUACUUUAUAUAAGGCUAGCUCCAAUUUAUGCUUCAGGAGUAAUCUUUUCUGUUAAUAACUAUGGAAUUAGAUAUCAAUACCCACUUUCAUCAUCUCGAUCAGUUCAAGCAGGUUAUUUUGAUUUAAGAGCUACAUCAAAACUGUUAUUAAAUGAGAAAGCUUUUUACACUCAAAAUUUCAUAAUAACUUUAUCUCUUGAAAAGAGCCUGUUUUUUAAUUUGUUCCCUCAGAAAGAUUUAAACCCUGUAUAUCAAGACCCUUAUUUUAUUGGUACAAAGAUAAAAAAUGUCAUUCCAAGUUAUAAUUCUUUUAAACCAAAAUCUUUUCAAAUUUCUUUUUUACUUGACAAGAAAUCAAAUUUAUUUUAUGAGAAAUAUCUAGAUUUUGAAACUUUGGAAAAAAAUUCAACAUUUGUAAUUAAUCAACAUUUAUUUAACAAAGAAGGAAAGCAAAUAAAACUAAUAGUAAAAUUUAAAUCAUCAAAAGAAUCCAAUGAAUGUAUUAGUGAAGAGUAUAAGGAGAUUAGUAAUUUAAUGAAUAAUGUUUCAGCUUUGUUACUUAAAAGUUCAAACGAAAUUGAUACAAAUAGUUAUAGAUUUGCUUUAGAUACCCUUUUAAAUAGUAAUGCUUGGUUAGGUUGUCAAAAUAAAAUUAACAGUUUUUAUCAAUCUGAUUUUGUCCAAAUCAAAAAAUCCAUUUCAAAUUGCCCAUAUACUAAUAGUAACGAUCCUCUAUAUAUUUCAAACCCAUGUUGCAAUAAACAACUCAGUUAUUAUCAAUGUUGCAACCCCUUUUUAACAACAAUCAACUCAACAAAAAAUAUCGGGUUUAAUUAUGAUUUAAUUAAUGACCAAUGUUCAAGUAAAGAGUGCACAAUUUCUGUAUUAUCAGAAUAUAAUAAAACUAUUUUAAAUAUUGAUGAGUGUUCAACUAAAGCCCUCGACUUAACCGUUGCCAAUUAUAGUGUUGUUUUGGCUAUUAGGGAAUGUAAAGAUGUACUUGCAGCCCCCCAUUGUUCAAAAGAUUCUGACUGUAUCAAUUAUGGGUCCAAAAAGUGUGACCUGUAUCAAAGAGUUUGCGAAUCAGAUUUUGAAGUGAUCGAUAGAGAAUAUAUAAAGUGUGUUUUAAAGAAACUGCCAAUUGGAACUCUAUUUUAUUUUAUAAAUGGAACAACUAUAGUUAAUGAAACCACAAUCAAUAAUGUGUACCAUCAACAUUUAUCUCUAGAUUGCAUCGGAAGAAAGUCCAUAUAUAACCGUUCAACUUAUUCCUAUAUUGCAAACUAUCAAGACUUUAAUUGUAAAAUUAAAAGAGGUUGUUUAGAUUCUACCUGCAUGAUUGAUUUUGAUGUUUGUUAUCUUGGCUAUUCUUUUCAAUUAGAGUCCAAAGAAAUAGAAUGUAGCUCAUUUGGCUAUUGUCCAUCAUUGCCAUGCGAAAACUCAGAAGAAUGUAGAGCUCAGUGUGAUUCAGUAUCGUCAUUUUGCGGUUAUUGUUCAAAUGACAAAUGCUAUAGCUUGGAGAAUAAGGACCAAACCUCGUGCCAAUCUCAAAACAUUUGCAUUUUACCCAAUGGAUCUUAUUUAACAAAUGUGACAUCAGAAAAAGAGUGCAGGGAAAGUUAUGGAAAGUGCACACAUGGGUGCGGUAAAAAAUGUGUUUAUAUUGGUGGUACGGAGGAAAAUGAAUAUUCUGGUUGUUUUUCAAAUGACCAAAACCAGUUUUGUGUAAUAGCUGGUGGUAAUUUUUCAAAUGAAUAUGGAAUAUGUUUUUUUCAAAUGGAUAAAGAAGAAUGCGAAGCAUCAAAUUUCAUUUGGACAGAUUGUUCAAACAAACCUUUAGGCGAUUGUGCAGGAGAUAAGGGUAGUUUAGGUAGUUGUUUUUCAAAAGACAUAGAAUGUACCUCUGAGCAACAAUGUAAAGAUCAAUCUGGUAUAUGCUCUGAUGAUUCUUAUUUUAAAGGGGGAAGUAUAACUUUAUCAAACAGUUUAGGAAGGUGUGUCCGUCCACCUAACGAUCCGAAUUAUUUUUGUAAUCCUGCAAACCAUCGAUAUUCUCCAUUAGGAUGCUAUUUAUUUACCGCUCCUAUGAAUAAGGAACAAUGCUCGGAGGCUGGCUUUAAAUGGUGGAAACCUUCUAUAAAUAAGGAUGAAUGCUUAUCACACUUGGGUUGUAAAAUUUUGGUACCAUUCGGAUCAUCAUAUUCUUUUUAUUUUAAUGGGAUGGAUAAAGAUCAAUGUUUAAACUGUAACAAUUCUUUGAAUGAAUUCACAAAUAAAUUCGCAUGGGAGGAGGGAGAAUGGUUACCAGGAAUUUAUGUUUCAACGCAAUGGUUUACAACACCAACUCCAUAUGUUUCUAAUCAAAUUAAAAAAACCUUCAAUUAUGAAUUAUUUUAUUCAAAUAUAAAAAAAGCAUUAGGUUCUCAAAAUUCUGAAUUGUAUCGUACAGAAUCGUUAUGUAGAAUUGAAAGAAUUAGAAAAUCAUUAGAUUCUUUAGUAUGCAGCUGUGGGGAUGGAUCAUCUUGUUUUGAAUCAUCAAUUCCUGUUAUUGGAAUAACCAAGGUAUGUCCAUCGCUGCAAUCAAACUUUUCUUUUGAAAUUGGAAGACUGGAAUUUAGCAAUGAUUCAAUUCAACAAACAUGCCAAACACUCACAAUUUCCCAAAUUAAUAAAGGAAUCUAUACAUCUACAGUAUCUGAUUCUUUAGCAUCAAACUUUGUAUCCUAUAAUAAACCAGAUAACUUUGCAGUUUUAAAUUCUAAAAAAGCUAUAAUUGGCACAUUAAUCAGCGAUGGUAUCAUGAUUUCCUCAAGAUCAGGCAUUAGUAAUAUUAAUAUUUGUUUCAAAAUUUCAACUUUAUCUGAAACUAUUAACAAAAAAUAUACUGUUUUAGACAUUGCAAUACAAAAAGAGAAUCAAUCAAUCCCAACUCCAUUAAAUCUAGAUAGUUAUAAAGUGUCAGACUUUUACUGCACCAAUGUACUCAAUGUACCAGAAGGAAAUCCAAUAUAUUUUCAAAUUAAUCGUUUAGUUAACUGGGAAAAUAACAAAAAAGAAUUAUUUGAUCAACAAACAAUAGGGCUGAUGUAUACUCUUGCAGUUCUUUUCCUUUUAGUUUCAUUGUUUGGAUUCUAUCAAGUCAUUACAAUUAUAUAUUUAUACAUAAAGAAAGUUAUUUUAUCUUUUCAACUUAUUCAGCUUAUAACCAUUACAGUUACAGUAUUUAUUACAAUUAGAUCAGUUGAAGGAAAACUUUUAAACAAUCCAAUACUAGACUAUAUUCUUGUUGUGCUACCCACUUUUAUUUAUUUUUCAACUUUUAGUAUUGUACUCUCUCUUUGGUUUAUGAUAGUUUAUUUGGUACAAAAAAAAAACAGAAAUACAGUAACCCUUUUAAAAAGACUGCAUAUAAUUGUACUCUUUAUAAAUGUUUUACUCUACCUUUUCUUUAUUGGAAUCAUUUUAAUCUAUCAAUAUUCCAAAGUUAUACCAGAUAAUCAAUGUGGGACCCGUUUAUUUAUUCCCAGCCAAAUUUCAAAUACACAAAAAGCAAUUAGUAUUUCAUAUGCUGUAGUUCAGUCAAUUAUUUCUUUGGUUUUUGCAAUUUUAUUUGUUUAUUUAGGAAGAAGUCUCUACAAAACUUUAAGUUUGAAAUCCAUCAAAACCUUAUCUAACUCUGAUCACCAACAAAAAAUAUUCGUAGUUUCAAUUGUUUGCAGUAUAGGAUUCAUACUUCAUUGUAUAUUUGUAUUAGUACUGGUAUCAAAUAUAAACUCAAUUGUUUUUAGUUUCAUAGGUCUAGUAAUUACAGAGUUAGCCCCAACAGUGGCUUUAUUAUAUUGUUUUAACCCAGGAACAUUUACAAAUAAAAUAAAAGAAAAACACCAAAUAAAUUCAAAAGAAAUAAAAAAAAUAUCAAGCAAUAGCUCCAAUAAUCCCCAUCAAAAUUAA
Dictyostelium purpureum is the source of this 5607-nucleotide messenger RNA. RefSeq lists its product as uncharacterized. The record is from RefSeq and is a predicted model, not a curated record. The transcript is spliced from 9 exons. Gene Ontology annotation, biological process: chemotaxis. The coding region runs from base 1 to 5607 and encodes 1868 amino acids. NCBI's taxonomy places the organism in Eukaryota, Evosea, Eumycetozoa, Dictyosteliales, Dictyosteliaceae.